AGAGAGAGCACACGUGCUGUUUUUCUCACUCAUAACCACCUCCCAUCUCUGCACACAAUCCAUACUGCCGUUAAUUUGGAUGAAUGUGCGCCACAGCUCCGCAGAUCAUGACCGGGGAGCCUGGAUUUCUGCACACAAGGAAGAAACUGUGGCCCAUGACACUGACGGUACCCGCAAUGCAUCACGGACACGACACCCGGUACCCUGCUGUCUCCCUCCCACCUCAGCUGGAGCCGAUGAGGAGACUGUAGCAUCUUAUUACAGAGUUUCUUAGACUCACUAUCGCAUGCAUGCGCGCUCUCAAACCGUUGGCUUUUGUUGCGCCUGGUUUCCAAAGCCGGGCAGCAGUGGUCUGCUCCGCUGUGGGCUGCUCUGGAGACGCAAAGCCGGUAAUUACGCGCUGUGUUGACAACUUUGGCACGGUGCUAUAUGGACUGUGCGUCAGCAACAGGCCAGUUUCUGGGAUGUACUAUUUCUCUUCGGUGGAGUGAAGCGUGAUCCCGGGAGUCAUCUGCAUUCCGAUCGCAUCAUCGAUCAAGUGUGCGCUGCAACCUGUAGCUGUGUGUUCUUUUAUUUCAGUCACUGUUCCACCAAGGCGCAAUGGAGAGACACAGCUGACGGUUUGGAUUCUGUAGCCCGAGGAGGAGAGAAGAAAAAAAGAGAAGGACAGCAGCCCCGCGGGAAACCAUGUAUGGGCGGUACACCCAGGAGCUGGGUGUGUAUGCCAAGGAGGAAGCAGCCCGCCUACGAGACGGAGGAGUGCGGGAUGGAGCAGGGCUGCGGAGGAACACCAGCAUUCGCAGCCGUGCUGCAGAUCUCCUGGAGUAUGAGAAAGACCCUUGUGCAAAAUGCCAAUUGUGUGCAUCUCGCUGUCAGAAGUUCCUGAUCUCGCGGGUAGGAGAGGACUGGAUCUUUCUCAUUCUGCUGGGGUUGCUCAUGGCUCUGGUCAGCUGGGUCAUGGACUACGCCAUCGCCUUCUGUCAAGAAGCACAGAAGUGGAUGUAUAGUGGACUGGACAGUAACAUGCUUCUGCAGUACAUCGCCUGGGUCACCUACCCUGUAGUGCUCAUCACUUUCUCUGCAGGAUUCACACAGAUUCUGGCACCUCAGGCUGUGGGUUCAGGUAUUCCUGAGAUGAAGACGAUACUGAGGGGGGUGGUCCUGAAGGAGUAUCUGACUUUUAAGACGUUUGUGGCUAAGGUGAUUGGUCUGACCUGUGCCCUGGGCAGUGGGAUGCCUCUGGGGAAGGAGGGUCCCUUUGUCCAUGUCGCCAGCCUGUGUGCUGCUCUCCUGAGCAAAUUCAUGGCCGCUCUUUUCGGGGGAACUUACAUGGAAGAGCCCUUUGAGGGAAGCAAGAACGAGCUGAGGAACACAGAGAUGCUGUCGGCUGCCUGUGCAGUGGGUGUGGGCUGCUGCUUCGCUGCUCCUAUUGGAGGGGUGCUGUUCAGUAUCGAGGUCACGUCAACGUUUUUUGCAGUGAGGAACUACUGGAGAGGCUUUUUUGCCGCCACCUUCAGUGCCUUCAUAUUCAGAGUGCUCGCAGUGUGGAACCAAGAGGAAGAGACCAUCACUGCUCUCUUUAAGACCCGUUUCCGUCUGGACUUCCCAUUUGACCUUCAAGAGCUGCCAGCGUUUGCAGUCCUUGGGAUCGCCUGUGGUUUUGGUGGGGCGCUGUUUGUCUACCUGAACCGGCUGAUUGUAGAGUGUAUGAGAAAACAGAAGACUAUUAACAAGUUCUUGCUGAGGAAUCCCUCUAUUCCUGUCAGACGUCUGGUGUUUCCUGCGCUUGUCACCCUGCUGGUCACCACGCUCACAUUCCCCCCAGGCUUCGGCCAGUUCAUGGCUGGACAGUUGACACAGCACGAGUCCCUGGUCACACUGUUUGACAACCGCACAUGGUGCCGUCAGGGUGUGGCCGAGGAAUUUGACUACAUCAGCCACCACCAUGCCUGGAAGCACCCCCAAGUCAAUGUCUUCAUCACGCUCAUUCUCUUUAUCAUCAUGAAGUUCUGGAUGUCUGCUGUGGCUACCACCAUGCCUGUUCCCUGUGGGGCCUUCAUGCCAGUUUUCCUUAUCGGUGCAGCAUUUGGCAGACUCGUUGGAGAAAUCAUGGCAGCCAUGUUUCCUGAAGGCAUACAUGCUGAUGGCAGCUUGUAUCCCAUAGUUCCUGGUGGUUAUGCUGUUGUUGGUGCUGCAGCAUUGUCUGGAGCAGUCACCCACACUGUGUCCACAGCGGUUAUUGUGUUUGAGCUGACGGGUCAGAUCUCCCACAUCCUGCCUGUGAUGAUCGCUGUGAUCCUGGCCAACGCUGUGGCCCAGGCACUUCAGCCAUCACUGUACGACUCCAUCAUCCGCAUCAAGAAGCUUCCUUAUCUACCUGAGCUAGGCAUGGGACAUCAUGAGAAGUACAAUAUCCGUGUGGAAGACAUCAUGGUCAGGGAUGUGCGUUACAUCACUCUUAAUUCUUCCUACCGGGAACUGCAGGAGAUGCUGUUGACUGGUCACCUCAAAACACUGGCCCUGGUUGAAUGCAGAGACUCCAUGAUCCUGCUGGGCUCCAUAGAGCGACUACAGCUCCAGUCUCUGCUCUCUCUGCAGCUUGGCCACCAGCGGAGGCUGGAGUACUUGCGUCAGCUGGCCCAGGACAACGGCACCAACGAUCACCUGCCCGGCCUGACCACCGACAGCAGCCCAAGCUCGCCCUGUUCCCACACCCACAUCAACGAGACGUUGACCAACACCAGCGCUCGCCAAGGGGUCCGCUUCCUGGUGAGCACCCAACAGAUCUCAACAGAGGAGUCUUCCUCCUUCAGUCCGAUGGUUUCCAGCGUUCAGCUUCCUCUGAAAUCUGCCUUGAAAACUGUGUCCGCAGCCAGCGACACAGAGACACCAAAUAGCUCUCAGACCCUCUCCUGUGCUGACCAAGACAAAGAGCUGCUGGAGAGCCCGGCUGGGCCGGCUCCUCCUGACAAAAAGGCCAAGCCCAAACGAGUGAGGAUCUCCAUGGCGGACUCCACUGAAGUGGAAGAUUGCAUGACUCCAUCAGAGAUAGCAGAAUGGGAAGAGCAGCAGCUCGAUGAGCCGGUGGAUUUCAAGAACUGCAAGAUUGAUCCUGCCCCUUUUCAGCUGGUAGAACAAACGUCUCUGCAUAAGACUCACACUAUCUUCUCUCUGCUGGGUCUGGAUCACGCCUAUGUGACCAGCAUGGGACGUCUGGUUGGAGUGGUUUCUCUCAAAGAGCUGCGUAAGGCCAUCGAGGGCUCAGUGACAGUGACUGGAGUGAAAGUGCGCCCUCCAUUGGCCAGUUUCCGUGACAGUGGCAACAGCACAAAUGUGUCUGAGGUAACUGAACUACACAAACUGUGCAUCCGCCACAGGGAGCUUUCGUUGCCACGGGCACCCAACCGUCCCGAUGUGAAGGACCAGCCUGAUCUCCCGUACAAAGAAAUCCCUGUCAACUUCUCAGACCAAACCAAUUUGCAGUUUGAAACCAGCCACGGUGACAUCACAAAUCAGUCGUCAGAUUUGGUGCUCCAGGAAAGCCCUUCAUUCACCGAGGACCAAUCAGAGUUCACUUUUGACUGCAGCCCCUCCCACACUGAGGAAUCAGAGCUGGCCUGUGACUAUGACCCCCCCAUCCACACUCCUGAGCCGGAUGAAACCGAGCAAGGACAGGGCAGUCCAUCUUUGAACAAGGACCAAUCAGAACUUGAGGGACAGGGUAGCCCCGCCCACACCGAGGAUCAGAAUGAUCAUCUCCACACUGUCACCUCAUGAAUGUUGACAUUUCUUACUUUUUUUUCAGGUCACAUUCACCUGUUUAUGACGUCAUGGUGUGAGCGAGUGAGUAGACAUAACGUCAUGUAUCACGUUUUGAAACUCUGCAGAAGCCUGUUUAAAGGAUAGAGCUGGUUUCAUUCUAUAUUUCUAUUUUUGUCAAAAAAAAAUCCUAUAAGAAGAGCAGCAGUGGAUUUGUGUAUCUCAACACUUCCUGCAUUCCUGUCCC
Monopterus albus (swamp eel) is the source of this 4006-nucleotide messenger RNA. It is a transcript of the gene clcn2a, whose product is annotated as chloride channel, voltage-sensitive 2a. Gene Ontology annotation, molecular function: voltage-gated chloride channel activity. NCBI's taxonomy places the organism in Eukaryota, Metazoa, Chordata, Actinopteri, Synbranchiformes, Synbranchidae. Gene Ontology annotation, biological process: transmembrane transport; chloride transport. Bases 688 to 3777 code for a protein of 1029 amino acids. The record is from RefSeq and is a predicted model, not a curated record. The transcript is spliced from 25 exons. Gene Ontology annotation, cellular component: plasma membrane.